This is a messenger RNA of Hevea brasiliensis (rubber tree), 1144 nucleotides long. Its product is annotated as CASP-like protein 4C1. The transcript has 3 exons. NCBI's taxonomy places the organism in Eukaryota, Viridiplantae, Streptophyta, Magnoliopsida, Malpighiales, Euphorbiaceae. The record is from RefSeq and is a predicted model, not a curated record. The coding region runs from base 251 to 838 and encodes 195 amino acids.
CAUACACUUUCUGUUAUUUUCUUGUCAUUCUCUUUCUUUUCCCACCUUCGUUCACAUUUCCUUCCACCUUUUCCCUUUCUUUCUUUCUUUCCUUUCUCACAAAUCCCAUAUAAAACUCUUGCUAUGUCCUCUGUCUCAAUCUCCACUCUCUCUCUCUCUACCCUUUCAACUCUUCUCCUCUCAUGAGUACUUCUUUUCAUUCCUUUUCCUCUUUUCUACUUCAAAAUUACUAUCACCACCAUCAAGGAUCAUGCGGUCUACACAGUCCCUCCGUAACGGCGAUACUCCUUCGCCCCACCCGCGGAUCGAGGAUCCACACUUCCACUCCACUGUAUCCCUACAGAAGCUGAAAAGAUUCAACUCACUGAUUCUCGUGUUCCGACUCGCUACGUUUUGCUUUUCUCUCGCCUCCGUUGUUUUCACUCUCACUAACUCCAGAGGAUACGGUUCCCUUCAUUGGUACGAUUUCGACGCCUUCAGAUACGUUUUCGCUGCAAAUGCAAUCGUCAGUCUUUACUCUCUCUUCGAAAUGGCCGCCUCCGUCUGGGAAAUUUCCAGAGGCGCCACUUUGUUCCCCGAAGUCCUCCAAGUCUGGUUCGACUUCGGCCAUGACCAGGUGUUCGCAUACCUUCUUUUGUCGGCGGACUCGGCGGGGACGGCGCUGGCAAGGACGCUGAACGGCGGUGACACGUGUAGGGUAAGCAAUGCGUUCUGCGUGCAAUCAUACACCGCUAUCGCCUUGGGAUUUGCCGGGUUUCUGUUUUUAGGGUUAUCGUCCUUGCUGUCGGGUUUUCGUGUCGUCUGUUUUAUCAUCAACGGUUCUCGGUUUCAUUUUUAAAUAAACUGGACAGAAUAUUUCGAGUGUUUGCCAGAGAGGUGAUUAUUAUUAUUAUUAUUAUUAUUUUAAGCGUAGGAGUGUACUGAUUGCGGGGGUGAUGACUGAUACGGUGUGUCGUGUUGCUUUUUUGUUCUUGUUCUUUGCGUAUUGUAUUGUUUUUGCUAGCUAAUCAAUUAGCUCGAGGUUCUUAAGGGCUCUAUUCUACAUUCCAAGCUUGAGGUUCUUACGAUCUCAAAAGAUUCAAUUCAUGUUUACAAAUUUCUUAUUCUUUUUGAAGAAAGUGAAUUUUCUAUGAUUAUUUUGUUA